Molecule: messenger RNA, 396 nt
Organism: Porites evermanni
Lineage: Eukaryota; Metazoa; Cnidaria; Anthozoa; Scleractinia; Poritidae
Source: the annotation of a GenBank genome assembly
AUGCCAAUGCCGGUCUCCUCUUCAACGCCUCUAGCCCAAAAAAAUGAAAAAGUUAUUUCCAUCCAGAAGAGCACUGAUAAAAAAGUUGACAAUUCCGAUGUCACUAUACUGGUUGGCUCCGCAAGCAGGGGAAUAUAUCUCUCCAAAAAGAAAGUUGACCUUCUUUCCAGGAGCAGCCCCAAACUCUUUGCCCUUAAAUUGUUUGAAUUAGUGUUUCGGCGUGAAGAGGCAAAAGAAGGGAGUGUUGAGGGUAAAGGAGAGAAACUUCACCCAAACCGACUGGCUGCAGUAAGAGAGCACACAGAAAGGAUGUUCCCCAAUGAAGUCAACUGGCCUACAAUUAAGAAAGCGAUUGACGAAAAGUGCAGAAUGGUGCGCAACAACAGAUGUACUCUU